AUGGACACAGAAACCAUUCUUAUAGUAGCAGGCAUAGCUAUUUUUAUAGUAGCCUUGGUCUUCAAAUUUUUGAAGAAGGACGCAAUUGUUGAAGAAGUUAAGGUUGAACAAAAAGUUUUGACCAAAAAAAAGGAAAGUACCAUAACUUAUGGUAAAGUUACUUUGUUCUUCGGUUCUCAAAGCGGUACUGCAAAUAAGUUUUGCAACAUUCUCUCUUAAGAAGCUUUAGAUAAUGAUUUUGAACCCAGUGUUGAAGAUUUGAAAGACUUUAAAAAAGAGUUUUUCACUUAAGGAGAUAAUUUAGUCAUAUUAUGCAUGGCCACCCAUGGAGAAGGUGAUCCUACUGAUAAUGCCAAAGAAUUCUUUGAGUGGAUUAAAAAUCACUAAGAAGAAAAUGCCUUCAAGAACAUUCGUUUCACUGUUUUUGGUUUGGGUAAUACUCAAUACGAACACUACAAUGCUAUGGGUCGUCAAACUAAUUAACAUUUCGAGCGUCUUGGAGCUAAGAGAGUCUACAAAUAUGGUGAAGGUGAUGAUAAUAGCUCAUUAGAAGAUGACUUCAAUGAAUGGAAGGAGAACUUGUGGACUGAACUCAAGAAGAUUAUCACUCCUAUUGAUUUAACAAAAUAAAAUGAUUAAAGUGCUGCCUCUCAUCACAAUAAAAAGAAAUCUGGUACUGCUUUCAAGUUAGUUCCAACUGAAGCUGCAGAAAUUAAUUUUGAAAAUGCUAAAAACGAUGGAAAGAAGUACGAAUUCUUAACUGAUGGUUAUAUUCAUGGAACUGUCGCUAAUGUCAAGAGCAUUAAGGAAUUACGUUAAAACAACAAUGAUGGAUCUACUCUUCAUAUGGAAAUCGAUUUAAAGAACACUAACUUAAAGUAUAAGACAGCAAUGAACAUAGAGAUUUUUGCUGAAAAUGAUCCUGCUCUUGUUGAAAAGGUAGGAGCCCAUUUGAACUUAGAUCUCAAUCAAAGAGUAGAACUUGUUGUUGAUGAAGAAUUUAUUGAAAAAUUCAAGUAUCCUUUCCCCUCUCCAAUAAGCAUCAGAAGCAUUUUAACCAAGUUCUGCGACUUUUAAGGUUAACUUAUGAAAAAAACUCUUAAAGACUUAGCAAAAUUAACUACUAACGAAGAGCACAAAUCUAAAUUAGAAAAAUUAGCCUCUGCUGCUGGUAAGAAAGAGUUUGAUAGCGAAAUCUACUAAAAGAAGAAAUGCCUUUUCGAUUUAUUGAAAGAAUACUAAAUUGUUCCUACCCUUGAAUAAUUUGUUGAUCUUUGUCCUCGUCUUAGCCCUCGUCUUUUCACAAUUUCUUCUUCCGAUGUUAAAAAUCCUGAAAUAGUUACUGUAACUGACAGUCUCGUUGCAGAUAAGCUUGAAGAUGGCAGCAUUAAGCAUGGUAUAUGCUCUAAGUAUUUAAUUAAUUUCUAAAACAAACUCAAGAAUGGUAUGACUGGUAACAGAAUCAGAGUAGGUUUCAAGGCUUCUAGCUUUAUUCUUCCUCAAGACAGCAAAACUCCAAUCAUCAUGAUUGGUCCCGGAACUGGUAUUGCACCUUUCAUCGCCUUCUGCUAAGAAAAGGAAGCUCUUUUAGAAAAAGGUAUUAAUAUCUGCCCUGGUGAAUUUACUUUAUACUUUGGCUGCAGACAUCAAAAUGGUGAUUAUAUUUUCAGAGAAGAACUCGAAUAAUACGUUAAGAGUGGCAUCAUCAAUAAGCUAUACACAGCCUUCUCUAGAGAUCAAGGUAGUAAGGUAUACGUUUAAGAUUUGAUGAUUAAAAACGAAGAAGAAAUUUAUAACACCUUCUUCGAAAGAAAUGGUUUAAUAUACAUUUGUGGUGCUACUGCUAUGGGUGAAAGUGUAGUUAAUGCUUUAAGAAAGAUUGUUCAAAAAUUCAAAAAUAUUGAUGAACAAGAAGCUCACAAAUUUGUUGAAAAUUUAGAAAAAGAAAAAAGAAUCAUCAAAGAAUUAUGGUGA
This is a messenger RNA of Tetrahymena thermophila SB210, 1974 nucleotides long. RefSeq names its product NADPHcytochrome P450 family reductase. The transcript has 7 exons. The record is from RefSeq and is a predicted model, not a curated record. Gene Ontology annotation, molecular function: NADPH-hemoprotein reductase activity; FMN binding; flavin adenine dinucleotide binding. Lineage: Eukaryota; Ciliophora; Oligohymenophorea; Hymenostomatida; Tetrahymenidae. Gene Ontology annotation, cellular component: cytosol.